Andrographis paniculata is the source of this 2248-nucleotide messenger RNA. Its product is annotated as phragmoplastin DRP1E-like. The coding region runs from base 142 to 2040 and encodes 632 amino acids. Gene Ontology annotation, molecular function: GTP binding; GTPase activity; microtubule binding. The transcript has 15 exons. The record is from RefSeq and is a predicted model, not a curated record. Gene Ontology annotation, cellular component: microtubule; cytoplasm; membrane. Lineage: Eukaryota; Viridiplantae; Streptophyta; Magnoliopsida; Lamiales; Acanthaceae.
UAUAAUACACACACCCGGCGCAGUAUAGCAGCGACCCUUUAGACUCGCCAUUUUCAAUAUUUUCUUUCCCAAUUAAGAAAUUAGUCUAUCUCUUGAAAUUUGCGUCAAUUUCAAGUCCGAGCUGCUGAUUCUUCCGAAAACAUGGCGACUAUGGAGAGCUUGAUUGGACUGGUGAACAGAAUUCAGAGGGCGUGCACCUCCCUCGGGGACUACGGCGGUGGAGACCAGGCGUUUUCUUCUCUCUGGGACGCCCUUCCUUCAGUUGCUGUCGUCGGUGGUCAGAGUUCGGGAAAGUCGUCCGUACUGGAGAGCAUCGUAGGGCGUGAUUUUCUUCCCCGAGGCUCAGGAAUUGUUACAAGACGUCCACUGGUGUUGCAACUGCAGAAAAUUGAAGAUGGACAGCAGGAAUAUGCAGAAUUCGGCCAUAUGCCCCGAAGACGAUUCACUGAUUUCUCCCUGGUUCGUAAGGAAAUUCAGGAUGAAACUGAUAGGGUCACAGGAAAAACAAAACAGAUUUCUCCUAUUCCGAUUCACCUAAGCAUCUAUUCUCCUAAUGUUGUCAACUUAACUCUGAUUGAUCUUCCUGGUUUGACAAAAGUUGCUGUUGAGGGUCAACCAGAAACUAUAGUCCAAGAGAUUGAAAGCAUGGUUCGCGCAUAUGUUGAGAAGCCCAACUGCAUCAUACUGGCUAUAUCUCCCGCAAACCAAGAUAUUGCAACAUCGGAUGCUAUAAAACUUGCUAGGGAAGUGGAUCCAACAGGUGACCGCACAUUUGGAGUGUUGACAAAAUUGGAUCUGAUGGAUAGAGGAACUAAUGCACUGGAGGUCCUAGAAGGAAGAUCUUACCGUUUACAACAUCCCUGGGUGGGCAUUGUGAAUCGUUCACAAGCAGAUAUCAACAAAAAUGUCGACAUGAUUGCUGCCAGGCGAAAGGAGCGUGAAUAUUUUUCUACAAGUCCCGACUACGGGCACUUGGCUAGUAAAAUGGGUUCUGAAUAUCUUGCAAAGCUUCUCUCAAGGCACUUGGAAUCUGUAAUUAAGGCAAGAAUACCGAGUAUCACUUCAUUGAUCAACAAAAGCAUUGAUGAACUUGAAUCUGAGCUUGACCACCUUGGAAGGCCUAUUGCUGUGGAUGCAGGGGCACAAUUAUACACCAUCUUGGAACUCUGCCGCGCUUUUGACAAAAUAUUUAAGGAGCAUCUAGAUGGAGGCCGACCGGGAGGUGAUCGAAUUUAUGGAGUAUUCGACAAUCAGCUGCCAGCUGCAUUGAGGAAACUUCCAUUUGAUAGACAUCUUUCAGUGCAAAAUGUGAGAAAAGUUGUUUCAGAGGCUGAUGGUUAUCAGCCACACUUGAUUGCUCCUGAGCAAGGUUACCGGAGGCUCAUUGAGAGUUCAUUGAAUUAUUUUAGGGGGCCUGCUGAAGCGUCUGCUGAUGCUGUUCACUUUGUCCUGAAGGAACUCGUCCGGAAGUCCAUUUCCGAAUGCCAGGAAUUGAAAAGAUUUCCAUCUCUUCAAGCAACCAUAGCUGGAGCAGCAUAUGAAGCUUUGGAAAGGUUCCGUGAUGAGGGCAAGAAAACUGUUGUGAGAAUGGUUGAUAUGGAAUCUUCUUAUCUGACUGUUGAUUUCUUUCGGAGACUUCCUCAAGAAGUUGAGAAAGUAGGAAAUCCUCCCGGGGGAAAUCCACGAGAAAGAGAGAGAGAAAGAGAAAGAGAACACUCAGCAGCUGCCUUAAAUGUCGAUCGUUAUGCAGAGGGCCAUUUUCGCAGGAUCGGCUCAAACGUGUCAUCCUAUAUACAUAUGGUAUCCGAGACACUAAAGAACUCCAUCCCCAAGGCAGUUGUUUACUGCCAAGUUAAAGAGGCAAAGCAGAAUUUGCUUAAUUACUUCUACACCCAAAUUGGCAAGAAAGAGGGCAAGCAACUGUCGGACUUACUGGACGAAGAUCCAGCUUUGAUGGAGAGGAGACAACAAUGUGCCAAGAGGCUUGAACUUUACAAGAAAGCAAGAGAUGAGAUCGACUCCGUGGCAUGGGUACGAUGAUCAUGAUGUGUAAUAUAUAUCUAGGUAGCUAACUCUGUAGCAUGAAUGCCCGAAAAUUUGAUUAUUUUUAUGUUAUGCUGAGUGCACUGCUACUUUCUGGACUCGUUCAAACGUUUAGCUUGAUGUGUCGAGAGGUUUUGUUUGCCAAGUGUAUGUUGUAUAUGAAACUAUAAAAGAUCAAUGUAGCCUGUUGUUUCUUGUCCCAUUA